This is a messenger RNA of Cariama cristata (Red-legged seriema), 1410 nucleotides long. RefSeq names its product spermatogenesis associated 6 (gene SPATA6). Gene Ontology annotation, molecular function: myosin light chain binding. NCBI's taxonomy places the organism in Eukaryota, Metazoa, Chordata, Aves, Cariamiformes, Cariamidae. The coding region runs from base 1 to 1410 and encodes 469 amino acids. The record is from RefSeq and is a predicted model, not a curated record. The transcript has 12 exons. Gene Ontology annotation, biological process: spermatogenesis; motile cilium assembly.
AUGAAUGUGUUACUCUUACAGAUAACUUGCCCUGGAGUGCUGCUGAAAGACAAAGAGGAACUUUAUCUCAGUGUCUCUGUACUUGGGCAGUACAAAAGAACUCAAUGCGUCCCUGCAGCAUUUCCACUUUUCUUUCAAGAAAAACUAGUAUUUGAAAAGGCAUUUGCUGAUAUAGUUGAUCCUGGAGACCUUGUCGACUUACUGGAACUUGACACUGCAGUACUUGAACUAAUACAGCUCGUUCCUCCAGUAGGAAAAAUUCUAGCUACGUAUGAAGAAAAUACAAGAGAUUUCCUGUUCCCUGACCCUAAGCUUACCCGUGGCCACCAUGGUUUAGAUCGUGAGAUUUUAAUGAAGAGGUCUUCUUCUUUUACAGGAAUUGCACCAAAAUUGAGAUUUUCUACAAGCUCCCUUAUUACAGAAAGUCUGUUAAGCUCAGGAAGGAGUCACAUACAGGGUGAUUUGAAUUGGGUACAUCACUCAACCCCAAAUGGAAAAUUACAAAAAAAGUUACCAAAGAAAAAUACUGUUCCACCUGAGAAAAACAGGCACAGCUUAGCAACAAAGAACUACGAACAGCCUACAAUAGCUUCUAAAUCACGUUCUCCAUCUCCAUACACGAAAAGAAGGAUGUGCGAGCUGUCAGAAGAAGCCAGGCAACGACUGGCCCAUUUAAACCUUGGUCCCUAUGAAUUCAGAAGAGGAACCGAUAAACCUCCGUUUGUAGUUAGACGGGUUGAACAACCAAGUCCUGGUAUUAAACUCCAUACCUGGUGUCCUAUGCGAGAAAGUGCAGCAGAAGCCUGGACCAAGGUAGACCAUGAUCCUUCUCUUCUCGGCAGCUACAGACCCAAGAAAGCUGAAGCAAAAUCUACUCAUGGAAAAGACUUUGACAGUUCUGAUGUUUGCAAUGAGGAUGUGAUCUCAGAUCCACCCAACAGACAGUCCCAUUCUGCUGGUUCAUUAUCGCAUUCAGCACCUCCAGCAUUUCAGAAGCAUUCUCUAAGUUCUGUGCUAAAUCGAUCUUCUCUAAGGGAAAGGUUUAGCUCUGGUUGGCCUUCACCAGCAAAUGGAGAUGAGAUCCAUAAGAGAGUGAAAAAUAUUUUAAGGACACACAGUGCUAGACAGCGCCUAAUAUUUGAUGAGAGUAACUCAUCAAAAGGAGACUUGACUAAGACAAGAGAAUCUUCACAUAAAGCACCCUUAUCCAUCAGUGAACUGCAGAGCAGAUCACCAGUGCAGCAGAACACUUCUGUUCACUUGGAUGAUGGUGUAUAUUGGUCUAGUCGUGAAGCUCUAUACAAAGGGAAGCCUCACAGAGCAAUCUUUGAAGAGAGUCUCGAGAAAAUAUACAGAAACAUGUACCGAAAAGCUUCUGGCACUGUUUCAGACCAAAAAACACACUCCUGA